Molecule: messenger RNA, 3496 nt
Organism: Alosa alosa (allis shad)
Lineage: Eukaryota; Metazoa; Chordata; Actinopteri; Clupeiformes; Clupeidae
Product: protein CBFA2T2-like
Exons: 11
Coding region: 120-1934 (604 amino acids)
Biological process (GO): negative regulation of DNA-templated transcription; DNA-templated transcription
Cellular component (GO): nucleus
Molecular function (GO): transcription corepressor activity
Source: RefSeq, a predicted model, not a curated record
AGGACCGCAGGGACAGGGGAAGACGUGGCUGACACUGUCCGACUUGGCUAAAUUAGCCGCUAUUGUAGUCAACGUGAAUAACCGUCUGACUGAAGCACAGGAAGUCCGAAGAGUGGGCUAUGGUGGGGAUUCCAGGAGCUUUUCACUACAGUGGAGAGAAGAAGAAGGUCUCUGCCAUGCCCGGUUCCCCUGUGGAUGUGAAGACUCAUUCCAGACCGGCUCCCUCCGCCAUGCCUCCUCUCCCCUCCGUCAACCCCAGCGGCCCGCGGCCAGCCACCUUCUCCUCCACAGCGCUGACCAACGGGAUGAACCACUCGCCGCCCACCCUCAACGCGGUGCCCUCCCCGCCGCAGCGCUAUAGCAACGGCCCAUCCUCCUCCUCCUCGUCCUCGCUGGCCAAUCAGCAGCUGCCUGCCACCUGUGGCGCACGUCAGCUCAGCAAGCUCAAGCGCUUCCUCACCACGCUACAGCAGUUCGGCAACGACAUCUCGCCCGAGAUCGGCGAGAGCGUCAGGAACCUGGUGCUGGCCCUCGUGAACUCCACUGUGACCAUCGAGGAGUUCCACUCAAGACUGCAGGAGGCAACCAACUUCCCCCUGCGGCCAUUUGUCAUUCCGUUCUUAAAGGCCAACCUGCCCCUGCUGCAGAGGGAGUUGCUGCACUGUGCGCGGGCCGCUAAGCAGACUCCUGCCCAGUACCUGUCCCAGCACGAGCACCUCCUGCUCAGCACCACCGCCCCCUCCCCACCCGACUCCACCGAGCUCCUGCUCGAGCCACGCGACGACAAGAGACACAGCCCCAGCAGGGGGAAGGAGAAUGGUUUUCACGAGCGGCCCGCAGCCUCUCUGGAGCCCCCGACCAAACGCAUCUGCACCAUCAGCCCCGCGCCGCGCCACAGCCCCGCCCACCCGCUGCCGCUGGCCAAUCAGAUCCACCCCACGCCGCCGCCUCUGCAGCACUACGCCAUCGACGACAUCGCCACCCCACACCUCUACAGGGAGCCCCACCGCAUCCUGGAGCUCAGGGAGCUCAAAGACCGACCCCGCCUUCCAGGCACGAAUGGAGGCUACCGUGAGGAAUCCGUGGACCACAGGCUGACCGAAAGGGAAUGGGCCGAUGAGUGGAGACAUCUUGACCAUGUCCUCAACUGUAUCGUGGACAUGGUGGAGAAGACCCGGCGUUCGGUCAACGUGCUGCGGCGAUGCCAGGAGGCCGACCGCGAGGAGCUCAACUACUGGCGGCGGCGGCUCAGCGAACAGGAGCAGGACCCCCGCAAGGCCGGACCAGGGGCGCCCACCUUCUCCAAGACCCACAGCCCACACACGGCCGAGGGACUCAGCACAGAGACACAGAGAGACUUCUCAAACCACCCAGGAUCGGCUUAUGUGUCUGAUGAGAUCUGGAGGAAAGCCGAAGCAGUGAACGAGGUGAAGCGUCAGGCCAUGGACGAGGUACAGAAGGCGGUGGCUGAGGCCGAGCACAAGGCCUUUGAGAUGAUCACGGCAGAGAGGGCCAAGAUGGAGAAGACUCUGGCCGAUGCCAAGAGGAAGGCCACAGAAGACGCCAUCCAGGUCAUCAACGAGCAGGAGGACUCCAGCGAGUGCUGCUGGAACUGCGGGCGCAAGGCCAGCGAGACGUGCAGCGGCUGCAACGCGGCGCGCUACUGCGGCUCCUUCUGCCAGCACAAGGACUGGGAGCGCCAUCACCUCAUCUGCAGCCCCACCCUGCAGGCCCAGCCCAAGCCCCUGUCCCUGUCCGCCGUCAACGCCCUGAGCGCCCGGCUCCUGGCCAAGGCCCCCGAGAGCGCCCCGGCCCCCAGCCCCAACGCCGGAGCAGCCGCGGCCGCAGGCCUGGAAAAGGCCACCUCCAGCACCUCCAGGGCGUCCACGCCCUCCACGCCCUCCACCUCCACCCCAGAGGCCAACGGACACUAGAGCGCGAUGGUGGGGGAGGGAUGACGCGGCUGCGGAACUGCAGCAGAGACACAUGGGAAACAGGAAGAGCAUGGAGGAGCCAUGAGAUGCUAUGUAUAGGAACUUCAAGAAGCGCGAGCACAAAGCGGAUGGUGGGAAGAGCAGCUGUGGAAUCAGGAGGACAACUGCUGCUGUUUAGGUUUGAUGACAUCGGAGGAAACGGCACGGACUUGAAAACACAUUAUGAUCAGUUGGAGAAACGGACAAUCCUCCAGAAGAGUCGACUGUGUGUGUGUGUGUGUGUGUGUGUGUGUGUUUGUGUGUGUGUGUGCGCAUGCACUUCUUCACCUGAUGAAGUUGGCCAGCAGAAAGCAUGGAAAGAAGACACUUGAUUUUUCAUGUCCGAGUUUCCUCGUUGGUGGCAACAGAAACCAUGGCGAAUUCCCUGUGUUUUUCCCUUCUGUGUCAUCAGCUGUGGACUGAGGAAGAGAACUGAUAAACAUUAAUAUUGUCUCACCAGAUCAGAAGACAUUUACUAGUAACAUGAAAUGCUCUCCUAACUUUCUAUUAUUAUUGUAUAGUAUUUGGUGUUGUUCAUUGUAAUGCACGCACAAAUUAUCGUCAGGUUGGUGAGCGUGAAUUUGUAUGUAUGUUUUGUUCUGCCCGAAUGUGAGUUUGUGUGUCGGUACUUAUGUAAAAUAGAUGAGGGGAGGUUUAGGAGGACUCUGAGGGUUCUUUUCUUCUGUUUAAAUGAAAUGACAUUUACAGUUUAAAGCAUUUGUGUAAUAUCAGAGCAAUAUAAAGAACAUGUUCAGGAAUCAUGCGCAAUCAUGUGUGGCCAAAGUCUCAUUGUCUAACGGUUGUAUUUGACGCAUGGAUAGGCUUUAAAGCUACACGGAAAGAGCUCAUGUCAUCAUCAUCAUCCUGUCGUCAUAAAGAGCUGAUGUCAUCAUGAAGUGUCAUCAUCAUGUCAUCAUGAAGUGAUGGUCACAACCUAGGAUUUGGAAGCACAACUCGAAAUCACAUCACAUAAACAACAGAAAAAUGCUUCAUAUUUACUCAUCGUCAUUGGUAACAAAAUCAACAACAAUGCUGGGACUGGUGGGUGGUUUCACAGUGUGGGUGUUGACCUGGGUGCUAUUUAAUGUUCAGAGAAAGGGGAAGUCCAUCAUGUUAAGUCUGUAAAUGUCUGGCAGCCCUGUAAGUGUACGGUGAACGCUGUUACCUAUCGGUUUUACAGUAAAAGCUCAGAGUGUCUGAAUCUCAGGAGUUACAUGUUUUCAAGGACGUAUUCCUUCCUUUGUCAUGUAAGAUAAGAUACAGAAAAUAGAGCCUUUGUUUUUCUUAACUUUGUUGUCUUGUUAUGUUAUGUUUUGUCUUUCUUAUGAUACACAGCAGAAUUGAUUCCAUUAUUUUUUCAUUAUAAAAAUGUCAUAUCUGUAAAAAAAAAAAGAUUAUCCUAAAAGAAUAUCUUUAUUUUGUGAGCCACGUUGUUCUUCAACAACACUUUUUGGUGAGACUUCAUAAGAAAGGAAUAUUGAUAAGAAGUAGAGCAUAAAAAUAAAUAAAGGAAAUGAUGUGAA